AACAAAUAAAAGCUAGAGAGAGAGAAUUAAGAGACAUUUUCUUCGUCUUCAUCUUCUUCGUUUCAUUGGACGCAACACACACGCAUAUGAGGAUCAGGAAGCGUUUCUUGUCUCUUUCCGCAGCUAUUACUGCACCGCCGUCGUCGGAUCCUCACGGCGGUGACCACCAAUUACACAAACACCAACAGCCCCUACUGCUGGUGCAACAACAAGUGCACCCAAAUGGGAAUCUACGUGUUCUUUACGAUAAUACCCAGUCUCAGCCUUUCGAUCCUCCGCUAAAUCAUCGUGUCAGCCAUCUUCCACCGCCCUCCUCCGAUCACAGCACACAGAUCGGGUUUCAAACCACUGCUUGGACUCCCUCCGGUGCAGGCAGUGAGCCAAAGCAUCUUAUUGUUUCUCCUCACAAGGAGCUGGAAUCUGAGAAAGAAGAAACAAUCAAGACCAGUGAUACUUGCAGGAAAGAAAGCAUCGUGUGUGCAGAAGCAAGCAGCCGUGUUCAUAACACUGCUUCACUACCUCCACCACCAACAACUUCCCAUCUUGUGUUGAAAGGGUGGUUUGAAGGAGAUAGACUGAUUCCAAUAAAAAAGAGAAGAGGAAGCUUUGGGAAAGGAUCAGCUAACCAUGGUCUUGAGGAAGAUAACGAGAUGAUCAUUGAUGAAGGAACAAUGAAGCCGAAACCAAAGAAGUAUGCUAAAUACAUGGCAACAUGUAAGGAGGUGAAUACAAGUACAACGUAUCCAAAGAACAAGAAGAAUGGGAAGAGAGGGAAUGUGAUAAUGGAAGGAUCGAGGUGUAGCCGUGUAAAUGGAAGGGGGUGGAGGUGCUGCCAACAAACUCUUGUUGGGUACUCAUUGUGCGAGCAUCAUUUAGGUAAAGGAAGGCUUAGAAGCAUGAACAGUGUUCGGGGUCGAGCACAAAAGGUUAAAGUGAAAGAACAAGAUCAAGAAGUUGAAAUGACAUCGAUGGAUCAUACUGGUUUUGAAGAUGAUAAAGAUUGGGAGGAGGAAUCAGUGUCAUCUAUGGAGGGUAUGAAGAAGUUGACUAAAAAGAAGAAGCUUGGAGUGGUGAAGGCUCGAUCGUUAAGCAGCUUGUUGAGCCAAAUAGGCAGUUAAUAAUAAUGCAUGGCGUAGCUUAACGAAAAUUACAAGAAAGAAACAGGUGAUCAUAGCACGCAUGUACAUGUCAAUCAAAAUCCAGACAAUUACGAAAAUUUAUAUGUGAUAAUCCUAGUGCAACUCAUCUAUAAAAUGCUG
Lactuca virosa is the source of this 1259-nucleotide messenger RNA. The record is from the annotation of a GenBank genome assembly. Lineage: Eukaryota; Viridiplantae; Streptophyta; Magnoliopsida; Asterales; Asteraceae.